Camellia sinensis is the source of this 1163-nucleotide messenger RNA. The record is from RefSeq and is a predicted model, not a curated record. NCBI's taxonomy places the organism in Eukaryota, Viridiplantae, Streptophyta, Magnoliopsida, Ericales, Theaceae.
GCUAUAAUAGCAUUUGGGAAAUGCUCUUGUCAAACGAGGCGUAUGUCAAAAUCAACAAUUGGAGUUGCAGUUGGAACGAAGUAGCUAUAGUUGCUACGGCGAUAGCAAUUCUCUCUAUUGACCACCAAACAAGCAAUACCCUCUCUUUCUUUUCUCUCUCUCCAUUCUCAUCCUCUGUCCUUUGCUCUAGGCUAAACCCUAAAUCAUACACACAUAUAUUCUCACACACACACACACACACAUAUAUAUAAAUUAUUUGCAUAUACGCAUACAUAUAUCGGACGGUGGUCUCACCUCAGACAUGGGCUGCUCCUCCUCUGUUCCAGACAGGACUUCGGGCCGGUUGGCUGGGCCUAAUUCGGAGAAUGGUGGAGUGCCUGAUGCAAAAAAUUUACGAGUAAAGGUAAAUUGCUUGGGAUCUGGUGUAGGGAAAAGCUGCAUUGUUCUUCGCUUUGUUCGUGGUCAGUUUGACCCAACAUCAAAGGUAACGGUUGGAGCUUCUUUUUUGUCACAAACAAUUGCCUUGCAAGAUUCUACGACUGUUAAGUUCGAAAUAUGGGAUACUGCCGGCCAAGAGAGGUAUGCAGCAUUGGCUCCACUUUAUUACCGAGGUGCUGCAGUUUCAGUUAUUGUGUAUGAUAUAACAAGUCCUGAAUCAUUCACCAAAGCACAAUAUUGGGUUAAGGAACUACAAAAACAUGGGAGCCCUGACAUAGUCAUGGCUUUAGUUGGUAACAAAGCUGAUCUUCAAGAGAAACGAGAAGUAUCAGUUCAAGACGGAAUUGACUAUGCUGAGAAGAAUGGGAUGUUUUUUAUCGAGACGUCUGCAAAGACAGCAGAUAACAUAAAUCAGCUGUUUGAGGAAAUUGCUAAGCGUUUGCCCCGUCCAUCACCUUCAUGAUUGUAAUUCUCUGAUAAUUAACAUGGUAAUUUCCCAUACUAAUGGUAUUGAGUUGCUGUGUGUAAUAUUAUGUGCAUAUCAACAUAAUCUACUCAUUAUGCUCUUUUCAAUUUGAUUUGAUCAUUCUAGUUUAAGCUGUAAGAUCAUGAACUGUGCUCAGCCAUGUCUUUGACCUUGAGAUCACAGUAAGAUUCUUGUGGGAUACAUGAUUUGCUCAAUGUUGACAAUAAAUAACUUUCCACAAUUCGUUGCCUCAUGGAAA